AUGCGGCUCCUUCCCUGUUGGGGCCUUUUGUCGCUUCUCGCGUUUAUACCCCAAUCAACACUCGCUUCAGUGCUGGCAAUCGACUAUGGUACCGAAUUUAUGAAGGCCUCUUUGAUGAAGCCAGGCGUGCCCUUUGAUGUUCUGCUGAACAAGGACUCGAGGCGGAAGAUACAGUCUACGGUGGCAUGGAAAAAGACUGACAGGCUGUUUGGCCAGGAUGCUUUGAAUCUGGCUUCUAGGUUUCCUUCCGACUCUUUUUCUUCUGUCAAAUAUCUACAAGCCGCCCCAUUCGAUUCAGAAGCAGUGUCCUACUACACCAAAAUAUCGACUGCAAAUAUCAUCCCCACGCACAGAGGUACUGUUGCACUCAAGCAAAGCGAUGGCACAGAGUGGAGUACGGAGGAGCUCAUUGCAAUGCAAUUUGCAUACGUCAAGCAACUAGCUGAGGCGGUCGGGAACGAAAAGGUCCGCGAUGUCAUUGUCACCGUUCCUCCGUACUACUCCCAGUUCGAGCGUGACGCCGUUGUGGACGCCAUUGAGAUUUCAGGCCUACGGACUCUUGCUCUUAUCAACGAUGGUACCGCUGUCGCCGUCAACUACGCCAUGACACGCUCGUUCCCAACGCCGGAAUAUCACAUCAUUUACGAUGCAGGUGCUUCUUCCAUUCGGGCGACUGUCACCGGCGUUGCUGGUACGAGCAUUGCGGUUGCUGGGGUAGGAUAUGACCGCACGGUUGGAGGGACAGAGCUGGACAGGCGUCUGCGGGAGAUUUUUAUAGAAAAAUUCAAUGGGAAGUACAAGAAGAAUCUCAGAGAGGAUAAGAAGGGUAUGGCGAAGCUUUGGAAGGAAACAAACCGGGUGAAGGGUAUCCUGAGUGCCAAUACUGAAGCUACUGCGAUUGUCGAGAGCUUGGCAUGGGAUAUCGAUUUCCGAGAAACAAUCAAUCGAGGCAUCUUUGAAGCCGCAUGCGAAGAUCUCAAACCCAUAUUUGCCCAGCCCAUUCACGAUGCCCUCCACAACGCUGGGUUGACAAUAGAUGAAAUUAAAUCCGUCAUUCUUACUGGUGGAAGUUCUCGGACGCCCAUGAUCCGGGCUUCAGUGAAAGCCGCUGUUGGAGGGAAUAAGAUUGCUCUCAACGUGAAUGGUGAUGAAGCGGCAGUUCUGGGUGCCGCCCUUCAUGGUGCUGGUCUAAGCCGACAGUUUAAGACCAAGAACAUAAAGGUGUCGGACAUCUCCGUUCACGAUAUUCAAGCAUCCUACUUGGCUGCCUCUACGACUUCUACAAGCAGGCCUCGAACCAUCACUUCACUGGUGUUCCCUGCCGGAUCCAAGGUUGGAACCAAAAAGAUCCUAACCUUUAAACGGAAGGAAGACUUCAUAAUUAGCUUGGAUUAUAAGACCGCUGUUGCCCCAGGAUUCCCCACCCGCAUGUUGGAAGCCGAAAUAAUGGGUGUCGAAGAGGCUAUUGGCAACUUGACUGAGCGAGGCGCAGUUGACCCUGUCGUGAAAGCCACAUUGACACUGUCGGAGUCGGGCUUUGUCUCAAUUUCUGAUGCUAUUGCCUUUGGAGAGAUAAAGGACGAGAGCAUUGCAGGCAAAUUGAAAGGUUUCUUUGGCGGAAGUAGCGAAUCUCCAGACACAGCUACUGAAUCGGCUGAGCAUGCCCCCCCUCGCGAUACAGAGACGACGUCUGCUGCGUCUCCAUCUCCAUCUGAUGCCGACAAGAAACCUGCUCUAGUCGAGAACACCAUCUCUCUAAAUGUUUCUACCGGUUUCACUACGAUUGCACCCAUGACAGUGGCCGAGAAGAGGGCUGCCCGCAGCAGGCUACGAGCCUUGGAUGCAGAUGAAGUAGCCAAGAAUCGCAAGGAGGAAGCGAGGAAUACCUUUGAGACUUACCUUUAUAAACUUCGCGAUCUUCUUGAUGACGAGAACAAGCAGACCCCGUUCAAAAAAUGUUCACAACAGUCAGAGAGGCAAUCUAUUGCCGAUAAACUGGACGAACUUUUUGCUUGGUUGCACGAUCGAGGUGACUUAGCAGAGACCUCUCAAUUCCUUGAGAAACGCAUGUCUUUGGAAACCCUUGAAUGGCCGAUCAUUCACCGCUAUACCGAGAUAGAAGCAUUCCCACAGGCGUUGAACAAUAGCCAGAUGUGGAAUUGGAGCACUCGACUCUUCCUCACGGAGGCUCGGCAAAACUUAACGAAGGAAGCCGCGGAGGAUUUGCCAUCGAAGUGGACAAAGGAAGAACUUGAUGGGCUAGAGAAAACUCUGCGCGAGCAUGAGUCCUGGUUGAGCGAAUGGGUGGAAAAGCAGAAGAGCGUAAAGCCCCAUGAGGAUCCUGUGAUCGAGACGACGGAGAUGAAGGCGCGGGCUAAGGUCCUGGAGACCCAUCUGCACAAGCUGUGGAAGAGGAAGGUGCCGAAGAGGAAGCCUAAACCGACAACGACGACCGCGGAAGCUAAAGCUACAGAAGCCGCAGAGGAAGUUGUCGAGGAUGGUCAGGUUGAGGACGAGUAUAGACAAAUUCCCUUGGAAGAGCAGGGACACGAUGAACUGUAAUAAAGUACAUAAUUUUAUGUGGAUUUGUUCUCGAUU
This is a messenger RNA of Laccaria bicolor S238N-H82, 2598 nucleotides long. RefSeq lists its product as uncharacterized. NCBI's taxonomy places the organism in Eukaryota, Fungi, Basidiomycota, Agaricomycetes, Agaricales, Hydnangiaceae. Gene Ontology annotation, molecular function: ATP binding; ATP-dependent protein folding chaperone. The transcript has 9 exons. Gene Ontology annotation, biological process: cellular response to hypoxia; endoplasmic reticulum unfolded protein response; negative regulation of hypoxia-induced intrinsic apoptotic signaling pathway. Gene Ontology annotation, cellular component: endoplasmic reticulum chaperone complex. Bases 1 to 2562 code for a protein of 853 amino acids. The record is from RefSeq and is a predicted model, not a curated record.